This is a messenger RNA of Fragaria vesca subsp. vesca, 1509 nucleotides long. RefSeq lists its product as uncharacterized. Gene Ontology annotation, cellular component: chloroplast. NCBI's taxonomy places the organism in Eukaryota, Viridiplantae, Streptophyta, Magnoliopsida, Rosales, Rosaceae. Bases 194 to 1264 code for a protein of 356 amino acids. The transcript is spliced from 4 exons. The record is from RefSeq and is a predicted model, not a curated record.
UCAUGACCAAAUAUAUAGAGAGAUCAGUUGUGGUUGGGCCGUGCGUUACAAGUCAACAACAAAACCCAACAAAACCUGCCGUGCUCUCCACACGUCUUUCUUACCAGUGAGUUCCUGCUCUCUCUCUCUCUCGACUUCGGCGCUUUUGGGUUUUCCGGCGACGACAGGUAAGUUGUGUUGAGUAAAGGAUUUAAUGGAUUUCCUGUUUAAAGGGAUGAAUGGAGAGGCUUCUGGUUGCCCCUUCGAUGAGAAUGACAUUCAGAGAUGUCCAUUUUUGAGGAACCUCAACAAACCCACAUCCUUUUCCUUCACUUCUGUAAAUAUCCCCAUUCCUGUCCAUGGAGCCAAAGGUCCAAUAUUUGAAGAUGGUCCUAAUUUUGAUAUAGCCUUUAAACUCUUUCAUGGGAAGGAUGGUGUUGUCCCACUGUCAGACAGAUCUUCGUCUGAUAAUGACAUUCUGGAAGUGAAGCAUGAACCCCUGUUCAAUCCUUUAGCUGCUAAAGCUGCCACCAUAAGUCUGUCAGCAUUUGGACCUGGAGGGCCUUUUAGUUUUGGUUCCUUCUCUGACAAGGGGAAAAGGCAGAAUUCCAACUCAUCCAGUAAGAAGGAACCCCCUUUGCAGAAAGGAAACUCAUCAAAACAUGAGGCACUAGGAAAUGAUUGGUUAAAAACAGGUAGCUGCCCAAUUGCCAAGUCAUAUAGAGCUGUGAGCUCUGUGUUACCACUUGUUGCAACAGUACUUCAGCCACCCGCUGGCAUGAAGCUCAAAUGUCCGUCUGCAGUAGUAGCUGCAAGGGCAGCCCUCGCCCGCACCACCUUUGUUAAGAACCUACGCCCCCAACCCCUACCUGCAAAAAUGCUUGUUAUUGCAGCCUUGGGUAUGGCAGUGAACAUUCCAUUAGGCAUGUGGAAAGAGCACACUACGAAAUUUUCCCUCUCAUGGUUUGCCGCUGUGCAUGCUGCUGUGCCCUUCAUAGCCAUGCUUAGGAAAUCAGUCCUGAUCCCUAAAACAGCCAUGGCAUUGACAAUUGCAGCGUCUAUCUUAGGACAGGUUGUUGGUUCAAGAGCUGAGCGGAUUCGGAUGAAAGCAGUGACUGAGAGAUUAAGGGAGCCAGUACAGACAACAGUUGAAAGUGCCAUUGCUGGCUGUAGCUCAAGCCAGGUUGAUGGCAAAAUAGGCAGUCAUUGUGGUGCUGAAGGAAUGACCUUUAAUUCUCAAGGUGUCAAGGGUGCCAGGCCAACUUCUACUAAUGUCUGCUUUUAACAUCAGUGCAUGAGGUGAAAGGAAAUAAUUGUGUUCACUGUUUAAUGUUAAAAUGCUGUGCUGCUUACAUUCUGUGAAUUGUAAUUUUGUCUCAUCGUUCGUCCAAAAUAAAAUCCCUUGUUCCUUUACGAAUACAAGAGAGACUGGCACCAAGCAUACGAGAGAGAUUACUCUCGUUUUGUCCACAGGCCUAAGACACCUAUCGACUCCGGUACACGAACUUGUACACCCUUGAAAUGUUCUUA